GAUGGAGUCAUGGCUCCCACCUUGUUACUGCUGCUCUUCCUCCUGUGGCUCCAGGGCUGCGUUUCAGGUGUCCCUGCCGAGAAUGUGUACUCCAAAGUGCAGCAUUUUGAAGGGGAGACCCUGUCUGUGCAGUGCUCCUACAAGAGCCGCAAAAAACAUGUGGAGGGCAAGGUCUGGUGCAAAAUCAGGAAGAAGAAGUGUGAGCCUGGGUUUACCCGGCUCUGGGUGCAGGGGCCGCGCUACUUGCUGCAAGACGAUACCCAGGCCAAGGUGAUCAAUGUCACCAUGGUGGCCCUCAGGCGCCAGGACUCAGGCCGGUACUGGUGCAUGCGCAACAGCUCUGGAACCCUCUACCCUCUGAUGGGCUUCCAGCUGGAAGUGUCUCCAGUCCCUACAACCGCGAGAAACACUCCUCUUACACAGCUGUCCAACAUCCUCAAGAGUGGAAUUGUCGUCACAACGGGCCAAGCCCCCGCCUCAGGCCCGGAUGCCCCUUUCACCACCAGUGUGAGGCUGUUCACACCUGGAGUCCUCACCUUGGCCAGGCUCUUGUCCUCCACUGCCUCAGGGACCAUCAGGCUCAGCUCUGUGGCAGGAUACAGCUUCACCAGCCCCUCCACCCUGGGGCCCAGAAGGACCAAGGGGCUCCCGACAGUGACUGCAUCUCCUGGCAAUUCCAGGGCCUCCUUGGCUGGCCCUGUAUCCAUUUCCACUAAGGCCCGUCACCUGCGCACCAGAUCACCCACCACGAGAACAUGCCACACCAGCAGAUCUCUCCUCAACAAAUUAUCCCCCAUCAGGCACCAGGAUUCCAACCCCGCUGUGCUUGUGGGGGUGCUGACCUUCCUCUUGGUGCCUGCGAUGAUGAUCGUGGUCUAUGGGUUCUGGAAGAAGAGACACAUGGGAAGCUACAGCAUGUGCAGGGACCCUGCUCGACCCUGGAGGGACCCAGCUGGAAGACCGGAGCCUCCUUGGAAACCUGCUUGGUUUAAGGCCACUUAUGGAGUGGGGGAGCUUCUCCCAGAGGGACCCCAGGAGUCUGUAAUAGGAGUGAAGAUGGGGGCCUGUCUGGAUUGGAGCCAGGUUGGGGGGUGA
Molecule: messenger RNA, 1095 nt
Organism: Pteronotus mesoamericanus
Lineage: Eukaryota; Metazoa; Chordata; Mammalia; Chiroptera; Mormoopidae
Gene: TREML2
Product: triggering receptor expressed on myeloid cells like 2
Exons: 5
Coding region: 10-1095 (361 amino acids)
Biological process (GO): T cell activation
Cellular component (GO): cell surface
Molecular function (GO): signaling receptor activity
Source: RefSeq, a predicted model, not a curated record